Molecule: messenger RNA, 879 nt
Organism: Xiphophorus hellerii (green swordtail)
Lineage: Eukaryota; Metazoa; Chordata; Actinopteri; Cyprinodontiformes; Poeciliidae
Product: complement C1q-like protein 4
Exons: 3
Coding region: 71-748 (225 amino acids)
Molecular function (GO): protein binding
Source: RefSeq, a predicted model, not a curated record
CCAUGCAGUCAGCAGGCAUAAAAGGUUGGAGACGUCUGAGAAGAGGAGCAGAAACUCAAAAGCAACAAACAUGAAGAAGAUUGUUAUUCUGAUGAUAGCAUUUGGCAUCUGCCUUUCUGAUCCUGGACCUGAUGAGAAAAAAGACAAAGCCUGUCAGGUUGCAGACUCGGUUGGCAGCUGUAACAUCUGCUCUCUCACAUCUGUAACUCAAAAAGUGGGAGAACUGGGGGAGAAGGUUGUAAACAUGGCAGAAAAAAUUACUUUUCUGGAGACCAGGCUGCAAAACACCGAAAAAGAACUUCUGGAGUUACGGAGCCUCACUGGAGGCUCUCCUCAGGUGGCUUUUUCAGCAGCUCUCAGGGAUUCUGGUUCUGGAGACAUAGGACCUUUUACCACUGCUACCCCAUUGCAGUACAAAAAGGUUUUCUCCAACACAGGCAAUAGCUAUAAUCCAUCGACAGGUGUUUUUACAGCGAUGGUCAGUGGUAUGUACUUUUUUCGCUUCUCAAUGUUCAACAACCUGGCUUCUACCCCCAACUCGCUUGUGAGCCUCAUGAAGAACAGCGAACGGCUGACGUCUGUGUGGGACACCAAUGGGUCUGACAGCAAUGACAUGGGCAGCAACGCUGUGGUCAUCCCUCUGAAAGUGGGAGACAACGUGUUCGUGCAGCUGCAUCCAAAUAGGCUGGUCUACGACGACACCAUGAACUACAACACUUUCAGCGGCUUCCUGCUUUUUACAAUGUGAUGCAUACAACAGCUCUGCAUGCCAGCAUGAUUUAUUAUUUCACAAUAAAGGAAGUUUCUUUUUUCAAUUUGCAAAUUAGCAUAAUUUGUGUAGAAAAUGCUUGAUGAAAUAAAUAAAUCAGAAAUACUGCA